UUACUAUACAUUGAAGUAGUGAAUUCAUCCAUUAAUGCUACAUGCCAUCUACACGCAUUUUAUUUUCCUUAAAGUGUGAAUAUUUGCACCCCAAUCGAAGUGCAGGCAGAUUUGGAUACCAUUUUCGCCGUAAGUCUAAGCUACUGAACGCUAAACUGUAUGUUUACUUGUUGUCAUGCAAGGACGAAGCAUAAGACGUGAACUCAGUCCACAAGAAUGUGUUUAAACACUCUUAAGUAAAAUUCUUUGAUGGUGUGCGAAGAGACCGAAACGGUAACUCCAGAUUCCCAGGGGAAAGCAUUUCUGCAAACUGAAAAUGAAUAAAAGUCAAUCGUGGAAGGAUAUUGCACCUGAAGGUGAGAAAGUGGCUGAUCUAGGGCGAACAAGUUCGCAGCCACCGCAUACACCACAAGCCACGACAAAUGAGCACAGUUUUGCUGCGGUAAAUUCAUCUUCAAAGUCAAGCAUGGAUGAAAUGCGACGAAGGAUUGUUCAACUUAACAAGGAAUUGGAACAAGAGAGAACCCUUGUAAAAAAUCUGAGAAGAGACAAGGUAUUGGAGGUCAGACAAGCACGAGACGAAGAACAGCGAAAAGCGAUCGCCAUGCAAACCGAAUUAAGGUCGAAACUUCACAAAGAAAAGGUAAAUGAGCUAACGGCUUUGAAAGAACAAGUUCGUAAAGAAAAAGAGAAGGAAAUAUUGCUGAUAAUAAGACAAAAGGAUGAGAUUUUAAGAACUGCUCAACAAGCUUGGGCAAAGGAGAAAGACGAACUUAAAUCGAAGAUUCGUAAUGAACUUCGUGGCGAAACGCGGGAAGACAGCAAACGUGAAUUUGAAAAGGAACGCUGUAGAAUGGAGCAGGAAAUUGCAGAUCUCUAUCGACAGAAACGUGACUUGGAAGAAACACUUAAGCUUGUUCAGGAUGCUGAUAAAAGAAAAAUAGAAGAUAUUCGAAGAAUACACCACGAACAUGAAGCAGAACUAGAUAAAUUCAAGAGAAAUUCAUGGCAAGAGAGCAGACAGCAGAUGGCAGAAAUUCGUCAGUUGCUUAACAUAAUUGAACAACUUGAAAAGAAGCUUGGAUUAGAAGCUGGGCAUUCCAUGAGACUUAGACUGGAAAAGGACAACUUAAAUGACUUGUUAAAAAAAUCCACAACAUUUGAUACUUGGGACAGAAUGAUGUCAAGUGGGAAAAGUGAGCAGGCAACCCCUCCAGGAACUCCUGAUUCUAAAGGCAGCAGUCAAGAAUUUAGAAUGCUGCAAAGAAAGAAUGUGGAACUUAGUUCUUUGGUUCGCAAACUGGAUGAAAAAAAUCAACAACUGGCUACUAGAAAUGCUGAAUUGCUGGCUGAGUUGGAGAAACUUGAAAAGGACAAUCGAGAAAAAAACAGAAAGCUUGAAAGGAAGAAUACAGAUUUAGCACAAACAAACAAGAGGCUUGAAAGUCGGAACAAACUGUUACUUGAUGAAGUUAACUCUUGGAAAAAGACUUUAACCAAAAAGAAGGAGAAUACUGUAAAACGAAGGGGACCUGCAAAUAAAGAGGAUGAGCUUGGUGAGUUAAAGGCCCAAGUAAGAGAGCAGACAAGAACUAUUGCAGACCUGAAGCAAAGCAUGAUGGAAAAAGACCGAAGGAUUGAGCUCCUAAGAGGCAGAAAGAAAAAAAGCAAGCAGCAACCAGUUAGCCUCAUGUCACAACCCACAGAUCUUUUCCCAGUGGCUGAUGACGAUGCCUUAUCAGUUCAUUCUGACUUUAGUGAAGCUUCAGAAAUGUCAUCUAGUGAAGAUGUUGACAGCAAAAGAAUAAAAAAGCUUGCAAAAGAGCUUUUAGCUUUAGAGCGAGCUUAUGCCCUUCUCCAAGCUCAAGUAAGCAGUGCAGUGGAUGUUGAAAGGGAUGAGAUGGCAAAACAACAGCUCCAGUCAGACUUGCUUGAAAGUCAAACAAGAAUUCAUGAACUCGAGAGAAUGAUAGACAGUGGACAGGGUUCUGGAUUACAAGAAAUAUCCAAUCUUCAAGAAGAUAACAAGGCUUUGUAUCAAAAGCUGGUGGCAGCAGAACAAGCUCGAGAUAAGGCACAAAGUGAGCUGGAUAAAUACUCCGAGGACAUGCGAGAGUUACAGGAUCAAAGAGAUCUGCUGGAAUUCGAACUGGAAGAAAUGUCGCAGUUAUCUACUGCAGGGUCAGAGGACUGGGAUUCAAGAAAAUCCAGAAAUGGCCUUGAGUCAUUUUCAUCGCCAAGAAUGCUGAGUAAUGAUGCUGCUGUUCUUACGUUGGAGGACAUUAAAGCCCUUCUUGAGGAACUGGGAUCGGAAAAGGAAGAUGUUUUGUCCCCAGUACAAAAAAGUGCUCUUAAACAAGCCAGAAUCAUGCUGGAAUCAAUGGAUGAGAAAAUCCAUCACAUGGAGAUUACUGAGAUGGCAUUGAGAGACAAAGUCCGGGACUUGGACUUGGGCUACAACAGUGAGUCCUUGAAGUCUGACCUUGAUGAAACCAGAAGCCUUUCAUUACUCACCUGUGAUCGUGAGACACUUGCAGACUUGCAGUGGACUAAGGUGGAUAACAUUGAACUCUACCAAGAGCAACGAAUGGAAGCAAUGAAAUAUCUAAAGCACGCAAGAGUAGUAACAGAAGACACGUGUUGUAUGACAGAUUUGACUGGGGAUGAUUUAGUUAGUCUUGAAAACAUAGGCAGGAAUUACCCUCACGACUUUCCAGAUAGAGGAGAGACAAGUGGAAAGAGUGAUAAAGAUUGCAUGACGGAUCUUGCAUGGUGGGAGUUAGGAGAAAUGGAAGAAACCUAUGUUCGUUCAUUCGCACAUGGAAAAUGUAAAGGUGAGGUAGAAACUGUAGAUAAUGAAACAGACAUAAAUUGCCAAGAUCUUGAGGAAUUAGAAAGUAAGAAACAAGAAACAACGGCAGGUAGAUCGAGUCGGGAGGAUAGUGACACAGUGGCGGAAAUAAGUUGGGAAGAACUAGAUCAACAGGAAAACGAAAAAUCUAAUUCUUCUUUACCAAGAGGGGUUAGCGAGAGCAACAUGGACAUGGGAAGUCAUGGACAUGAAGUAGGAAUUGUUACCGACCUCAGUUUGGCAGAACUUGCCCUCAUGGAAAUUAAAUACUUAGAAUGUAUCGAAAACCUUCACGAGGUCAAAUCAGGUGUAGUUACGGAGAAGGACGAGAUGACUGGGUUUUCAUCCGUUGAAUGGGUGGAAACUUUACCUGAAAUUGUGCUGGACACAUUUCCAGAAGAUCUCGCUUGCACAAAAGAUCAGUGCGAGAUGACAGAGUUGAAAUGCGAUGACAUAGCAAAGUUGAGUAACAAGUGUAUUGACUACAAACAUAGUCUUGAAGAACUGGAAAAGAGGAUUGCUCUUUUUGACGUUGAGAAAAAAGAGGAGAGUUGUUCUACAGAGUUCACGUGGAGUGAUAUUGAUAGCUUACAAGAAAAAUGUUACAGUUAUAAGUGUAUUAUCAGUGAACUUGAAGACAAAAUCUCCCUUUUUGAAGUCGAAAAGAAAGAGAAAAGUAGUUCCACAGAGCUUUCUUUGCAAGAUCUCGUAAACGCCAGAUUCAGUGUCGAUACAAAAGAAGUUGAAACUAUAACAGAUGAAAAAGAUUUUUUGGACAACGAAGAUUUACCAGAGAUCGUAUUCGAGACCUAUCCAGAGGCGGAGACUAAAGGUGAGUGUGAUACAACUCACGGAGUGUGGGAAGAAGUUGUGGACCUUAAGAACACUUACAGAGAUUACAGGGAGAACUUGGAAGAUAUGAAAAACAAACUUGCUCAGUUUCAAGUGGAGAAAGAUGACAAAGAGAGCAUAACUGAUAUAGCCAUGCAAGAUCUUGCUGAUCUGGAAAGUUUGUACAAGGAACAUUUGCAUGAUGUGGAUUCAGAUUCAAAUUCCAUAUUAAGUCAUGCUGAAAAAGAGUCGCGGCAAUGCAUGACAGAACUGACGUUUGUCGAGCUUUCGGAGCUUGAGGAUUUUUACAUUGAGAAUGCUGCUCGUCAGGAGGAAAGUCUACCGAUGGUAGAAAAAUGGGAGCAAGAGAGCAUGACAGACAUUACACAUGACGUCCUUCAGUACCUUGAGGAAGUAGAAGAGCUUUACAGACAAAAGACGAGAGCUGGUGCAGACGAAGAGGUAAGAAAAGAAGAGAAGUACACUGCGACAGAUCUGACAGUUUCGAUUCUCGACCAUUUGUUAGAAGGGGCAAAUGGUCUCCUGGAGUUCAGUACAGAGAAAAUGGACAAGAUGAUCUCGACAGACGUAACCAUUCCCGUCCUCGAGCCUCUACAUCAAACUGAAAAACUUCACCAGAGGUAUCCCAAAGUAGACAAGUGUGUAGCUACAGAGCUAACUUCUGAUGAUAUAGAAUAUUGGGGGCAAGAAGAGAAAUUACACAGGGAACGUUUAAAUGGUAGGGAAGAAAACAAAACAAUUGCUGACAUGGGAAUCGAGCAGAGAUAUGAUGUGGAGAUUAGUAGUUUGCGAGGAAAAAGCGAAGAACUUGAGAAUGAAAAGAAUUCAGUGGAAAGGUUAACUGUGGAGACAAUGACAUAUCUUACCGUCUCGGAUCUUAAGUGCUAUGAAAACGUUGAUGCGGUUAAUGAUGUGUGCUUUGCUGAGAAGCACAGUGUUGAAACCAUGACUGAUUUCACUCUGUCGGACCUAAAAUACUUGGAGGCUGUGAAAGGGCCAAGAAAUGAAUGUACUCCUGAUAGAAAUGCGGAACCACAGGCCAACAGAUAUGGAGCCAUAAGUGUCCACAGUUUGACUGCUUCGGAUCCACAGCUACUGGAAGGUGUUGAAGCCUCUCAUAAGGUAUGCCUUGUUGAUGGGGAGGACAAAUUAUAUUUCAGAAUUGGAGACAAAGAAAGUGUGGGAGUAAUGACAGAUUUAACUGCGUCCGAUUUGAAAUACUUAAAAGAUGUUGAAGCCGCUCAUGAGGCAUGUCUUGUUCAUAAACAAGAAGAAUUAGAUGCCAGAAUUGUAGACAAAGAAAGCGUGGAAGUAAUGACAGACCUAACUGCAUCUGAUUUGAACUACUUGGAAGAUGUUGAAGCAGCGCAUGAGGAAUGCCUUGCUGAUAAGCACGAAGAAUUAGACAUCAGAACUGUGGACAAAGAAAGCGUUGAAGUAAUGACAGACUUAACUGCAUCUGAUUUGAACUACUUGGAAGAUGUUGAAGCAGCUCAUGAGGAAUGCCUUGCUGAUAAGCACGAAGAAUUAGACAUCAAAACUGUGGACAAAGAAAGCGUUGAAAUAAUGACAGACUUGACUUCAUCUGAUUUGAACUACUUGGAAGAUGUUGAAGCUGCUCAUGAAGAAUGCCUUGCUGAUAAGCACGAAGAAUUAGAUGUCAGAAUUGUGGACAAAGAAAGCGUGGAAGUAAUGACAGACUUAACUGCAUCUGAUUUGAACUACUUGGAAGAUAUUAAAGCAGCUCAGGAGGAAUACCUUGCUGAUAAACACGAAGAAUUAGACAUCAGAAUUGUGGACAAAGAAAGCGUUGAAGUAAUGACAGACUUGACUUCAUCUGAUUUGAAACACGUCAGAAUUGUAGACAAAGAAAGCGUUGAAGUAAUGACAGACUUAACUGCAUCCGAUUUGAACUACUUGGAAGAUGUUAAAGCAGCUCAGGAGGAAUACCUUGCUGAUAAACACGACGGGCUUGAAGCUGCCACAGUGAAGAAAGAAAACGCAAAUAUUAUGACAGACUUAUCGGUUUUGGAUCUACAACGUCUGGAGGAUGUUGACUCUGCACACAUGCAAUGCUUGUUUUACAUAGACAGAAAAGAACAUAGGAGUGACCCUCCGCAUACGAAGUUUCAAGUUCGCGGAAAACUGGAAUCAGCUCCCACUGAAAACGAGGAAAGUAAAGCACCGAAGUGGAGACGGCGUUCAAGGUCUACCUCAGUGUCUGUUCAUAUGCAGAAUAAGCACACCAUGACCGAGUUGACAGCCAACAUUCUCGAGUAUUUUGAAGAUAUAGAAGUUCUUUACAAGAAAACGUUGGUGGAAUACGACGACUUUAGAAAGUUACAUUCUGUGGAGAAGGUUGAGAAGGAGUCUAUGACAGUUAUCACAACUGAAGAUUUGAAAUAUUUGAAAGACGAAAGUAGUAUACGUCAAGAAACGGAAGAGAAGGAGGUCAUGACUGAACUAGCGAUUGACGAUUUGGAUUAUUUAAUGGGUGUAGAAAGUUCUUACAAUAAUCACGAGCUUGAUAGAAGAUCUGAGGACAUGAAUAGCGAGAGGACUGCAGAGAUCAUGACAAGUGUGACAUUGGCCUCCAUAGAGUGUAUGGAGGACGAGUAUGAGAGACUACAGCGGGAGCAACCACAGGAAAAAGACCCCUCUUGGGUUAGAAUUGAACAAGAGGACAGCUCAUCUGAACUACAGUACCUGGAAGAAGUAGAACUUUCUUGCAAAGAGGAUUCUUUUGGGGCUGCAGAACUCGCUAGUUCAGAAGAUGCAGGGGUAAUGACGGACCUCACAACUGCCGAUUUGGAAUACUUAGAGGAAGCGGAAAAUCUUUUGAAAAGUAUUAAUGACAAUGGUAGUGAACUAUCAGGAAUGCUUGCACCCAAGGAGGACAAAGAAGUCAUGACAAAAUUGACAAAUUCUGAUAUUGACCACCUUCACACGUUGGGAGAGUUCCAUAUUGAUGGUACAAUGGCACUUUCAAGUGAUGGUGAAGUCGAGAAAGAUGAUAAGGGUACAGAAACGGAACUCACAGUAGCAGAUAUCCGAGAUCUCGAAGAUCAAGCGGGCAGUGGGUCUGAAAAGAGAGCUACGCCUUCGUUUCAUGAAUUUGUUCAUGACAAUUUCCAAGCUGAAACACUCGUGAAUUUGCAAUCAGAGUUAGAUUAUCUACCUGUUUUGGACGAGCCUGAAUUUAUCAUGGACGAGGACGAAGACGUAGAUAUCGAGGAGAAUCAGUGUCGAGAUGCUUGUGUCAUGACCGAGCUAACAUUUUCUGAUUUGCAACAGUUUGGGAUAUAUGACACCUGUGAUGGUGUUGGUUUAAUUCACUCACGUCGAGAACAGACUGAUUUUGGUGUACAAUGUACCCUGGAGGAUUUAAGUUCGCUUUUGGAGGAGCUUAACAAGGAAGCAGAAGAGAAAGGGGUGGAUGUUCCUUCGUGGUUUGUGACAGCCUUAAAGAUGAGACAACCAGGAGGUUUCAAUCCCAUACAUCUUGUAGUGGGACAAACUGAUGAGAUAGAUGCACCUCCAGCAGUCGAACUUCCGAACUCAGGAGUGACCCCCGAGCAUGUCCCAGAGAGGGCACAAAUGUCUAACAUCCCCAUCGACAUGGCACACGUCUCUGACGGUUUACAUGAAUGCUUCUCGUCCAACAGUGAAACAAAUAUACUGCAUUCAGGUGCUUCUUUCAAAAACAUUGGUGUUCAAUGUGAUCCUGUGGAUGUCGACGCCAUGUUGUCAGGGUUUAGAGGAAUACAUCCACGUGAUGUGGACAUGCCAUUGUUCGUGUCUGCUAUUAACAUGGCCCGGCAAGAUACAGGCUUUAAUCCAGUGGAAGUAGUUGUGAAGAAUCGCAGUGAUUCCAAUCCUGUACAAGAUGAAGUGGCUACCGAACCUAAUAACAGUUUCGCGGUAGAAUUGUCCCGACUGCCACCUCCUCCUGAAAAGGCCACUUUCACCAUCAGCUCACCGCCACCAGUCCAGUUUGCAGAAGACGAGCAGUCAGAAUUUCCCGAAGCGGAUAACCCUUUGUUAUCAUCUCAAAAUGGAAGUGACAGCGUUUUCAACCAAACAGACGAAGCAAUUAAUUCCACCCAGGAUGGCGAAGGCAGAGACGUGUUGACGGACAUGCCUCCUGACAGUAGUGCUGUGAACCGGUUUGACAAGUUUUUGAAGGAAAGAAAGGAUUCAGAGUUACUGAAUCUGAUGGCCAUAAGGCAAGGAAUAGAUGACAGCGAUAUAGAGGAUACAGGAGACAUCAAGAGCUUAAAAGAACUAGAAGAAGAAAACGAACUUCUCAGAAAACAUCUGUUAAUUUUGGAAAGCGGAAAGGGUACUGAAGACCUCGAGGAAGAAAACAGGAAUCUCUGGGAGAAACUGAAAGAGAAGACAGAGGAACUUGAAAAAAAGAGCGCCCUCUUGAAGGAGAAAGUCCAGUCCUUGGAAGAUAGAGAAGAGGAAAAUGCAUUGAUCAAAGAGAAAAUGAAAAUUCUUGAGGAAUUAGCAGAUGUGAAGGAUGUAGAGAAGGAGAACGACAAACUCAGGGAACAAGUCAAAGCUCUUGAAGAAGCUUCCAUGAUUUCAGAUGCAGAGAUAAAGAACACCAAAGAAGAAAAUGAAGAGCUAAGGGAAAAGAUAAAAACUCUUGAACAAACUAUGGGUACUGAAGAGCUUCAAAGGGAGAAUGAUUAUCUAAAGCAACAAGUAGAAAUGCUAUCAGCUGAACCCGAGAGAGUGAAAGAACUUGAGGGGGAGAACGAAACUCUCAACGAAAAAAUCGAGGCUCUCAAGGCAUCCGCAGAUGAUGUGGUCUGUGAAAACACAUUGUUAAAAGAGCAGAUCGAGGACCUGGAACAAAAUGAUAAACUACACAAGCUGAAAGAUGAAAACAAAAUGCUCAAGGAUAAAUUACAGUUCUUGGAAGAUGCUUCAAAUAUUGCAUAUGUUCGAAGUAAAGAUGCUGCUUUGAAAGGGCAGUUCGAAGUAACGGAGGAAAUUGGAAAGAGAGAAAAAGAAGAAAAUUAUUAAAAUGAAGAGCUCUCAGAAAAAGUACAGAUGUUGGAAGAGUCUCUGACUUCAGAACGACUGGAAAACGAGCAACUCAUGGACAAGAUACAGGAUCUGGAACAUUCUACGGGAAGGGUUGUUGAAAGACUCGAAGAGGAAAAUUCAGUGUUAAAAGAAAAUAUCAAAAUUCUGGAAGACACGACUUCUAACAUGAAAACACUUGAAGACGAAAACAUUUUGCUGAGAGAAAGGAUUGAAAGCCUGUACAGUACAAAGGCUAAGGGCUUGUCUGAGGAGGAAUUCGAGACUCUUCAGAAAAAGAUAGAACAGCUGAAGGAAGCAGAUAAGACAAUUGCAGCACUGAACGAAUCCAAUACAGCAUUGAAAGCAAGAAUAGAUAUUUUGCAGUCGGAGAAGAAAAACGACCGAGACGUUUCUUCAGAUAUGGAUCCCUCUGAACAACUUGGAAAGGUUCGACUGCUAUUAGUACAGGAUUUUGGUUUGACUUCAUCAGAGGUGGAAAGUGUUCUUGGGUCAUGUGACCUUGAAAGUCACGUGUCGUCGGGAAUGGCUACCCCGCGUGAUGAAUUGAACAAUCUGGGUCAUUACUUUGAACAGGCUGACGGACCAGAGCAAUCAGAUGUUGGUGACACACCGUGCUCAGUGAUCAAACCCAUACAGCAUAUAACACGCAUUCCAGGGGGAAUUAAUGAAGUCAACUCACCCAUACCAGAGAACAUAGCAAAAGAGCUUGAAAAUUUGAAACAAGAAAACAGAAGACUUUGCGAAGAACUUAAAGAACUAAGGAGAACAGUUCAGGACAGGCAAAACACUGAGAGAUUAAACGAGGAAACACAGACCGAUUGUGUGGAGUCCUCUAAGGACAUAGCAGCCAGGAGUCUCAAACACUCUCAAUACGUGCUUAGUUCGAUACCAGGCGAUAUUGAGGAGACCAUUGCACCUCAGGUCCGCUCAACUGUUGCCACUGAAAUACGCUACCUUGGCGACAGUCGUUUAGAGUUUGAGCCAUCAACUCAAAGUCGUUACAAGAAAGGUGCAGUUUUCAGUGGGAAAGAUGAUCCAAUGGACUAUUCAGCGCUAAUAAGAGACUUUGAAAAUACAAUGCCCAGUCAUAACGAAAGUUCUGUCGACUCUGAUGACCUCAUUUCUGAACCAGAGCUUAUGGUUUCCCAAAGGAAUCUGGACACCCAAAUGGAUAUUAUCGACCAACGUAUUCAAGAUCUUCGUUAUAUAGAAGAGAAGGAUUCAGUUCCUCUAGAGGAAGGUAGUAGAGACAGACCAGAAUUAGGUGAUCUUGUCACCUUUGGUUCAGACGAUGAGGGAGAUCUCCCUCCCCUCCCUGAAUCCUCUCCACCACCCCUCCCGUCUGAACCACCACCAGAUUUCACGGAGUCUCCGCCUCCCGUCCUUCAUGGACUGGAAGUGUUGUUGAAUAGUGACUCUUCUCCACCUAGAGAUGCAGCUACUCUCCGGGCUUCAUCUCGACAGCGCCUUCACUCAGAAAAUAAACCCACCUCUGAGGUGUCGCAAUCUUCUUCCCGAAUGGAAUCUCCUUUGCUUGUGGAGGAAACUACGUUGGUCCUUGAAUCAGACCCUAGCGAGCUGGGUGGAAUCUAUCCGAUCGAGGAGCCUACGUCGUUAACCGACUCAUCUGGAAGGCGGCCCACAAGUUUAGGAUCUAUAAAACCUGAUGACUCUAAAACCAAGGCUCCUCUUCGGGUACUUCCAGGACCAAGAAGACUCCUUUUGCCGAAGCGUGAACUAGGACCAUUAAACCAACCAGUGGUCUCAUAUGCAAAUUCAAAUGUGACUUCGUCGAUGCAGCCCCAGAGGUUACGUGAUGAGGAGGAUGGAAUCAUUCCUCCUCGGGGAUUUGUACUUAACCGGGCCGCUUUGAUCAAUAGUGGUGAAAUAGACGCGCUUAACGAGAAGAUUGGGUUCUUGGAGAGGCAGCUUAAAAACAAAGAAAAUGUUAUACGUUCCUUGAAGACCGAAGCAACUGAACGGGAGACUCAGUCUCUGCUUGAACGAAAAGAUCGUGAACUGAGAAUCUUGGAUGAAGAUGUGGUAUUUUUGAAAGAAGAGAAUCAAAAGAAAGAAAAAGAACUUCUUACUAAGAUUGAACAAUGGAAAGCGGAAGCCAGCAAUUCAGAGAGACAGAGACAAAGAAUGGAAGCAGCUUACAUGAAUUUACAGAACCAGCUUAAAAGUACACAUGGUGCGGAGAAAGAACUGGCCGAGUUGCAAACCAAAUACAGUGGAAUGGAAAAACAGAACUUUGAGCUAAGUGAAAAGGUGAAGAAGUUGGAAAAAAGUGAGAAAGAAUUUAAGAAACUGGAACAUAGCAUUCAAAUACUACAGGCUCAGUUACAAGAAAUGGACGUCCUGGAACAAGAUCGAAACAACUUGAUCGAAAAAAUGAAAGCGGUUGAGAAUCAACGAGAUGACCUGCUCAGAAAAGGAAGGAUGGUAGAAACAGAGAGAAACGAUUUCCUACGUAACAACAAGCUUAUGGAGAUGCAAAGAGAUGAGUUGAAGAGCAGAUGCUCCGUGUUACAAAAGACAAAUAGCACCUUAAACACCAGGCUGGCACAACUGGAACAUGACGUAAGAGAAGCCCAAACAAAAAUGCACGAUAGUCAACACGAAAGAAACUUCCUCAAAGUACAACUAGAAAAAAUGGAGGCUGAAAGAAAUGAAAUGCAAACAAGACUUGCCCUCACGACACAAGAACGAAAUUUACUAGAAAACCAAGUAGCAGAAUUGCAAGACCUUAAUAGGGAUCACGUUAAAUUGGAAGACAGUUUUCAUUCUCUUCGAAUUAAGCUUGCGGAAUCUACGCGUCACAAAGAUGAUGCUGAGAUGCAAAUACCAACUCUAAAGGCGAAGGUUUCCUUGCUUAGGAGAGCGUGUAAAGAAAAAGACGAUCUUGUCGAGAAACUAAAUGAAGAAAUUCGCGAUUUACGUCAUUUCAUAUCAACAUCUACUCUCGACGACCUCUCGAAAAUCCGCAGCUUCGGUUACGCGCACGACAACUUCACGAAGUCGUCUACCCAUCGGGAACAAAAGAAACAGAUCGCUAAACAAGUUCCCAAGAUGUUCGAACCUUCACCACCUGGAAGCAAAAAAGCUAGGCGCUUUAUUGCGUUGUUUGAUUACGACCCACAUAGCUCACCUUCUUCUGAACACCCUGAUUUGGAGCUCAAACUCAAAGAGGGAGAUCUCCUGACAGUUUUUGGUGAUAUGGACAUCAAUGGGUAUUUAGAGGCGGACUUGAACGGGGAACGAGGCCUGGUUCCUAGUUUAUAUGUGGAAGAAGUCGAGGAUGCAAAUGAUUCUGAUAUUGCGCCAGAGGAGCAGUUGACAAUUUCUCACAGGGUGGCGGGGCCUCUGAAACAUGGUGCUUUGAACAGGAGCAAGGAAAUUCAGUUGUACCCAGAUGUCAUUUCCUGCCGCCGUGGUAGUUCAUCUUCAGGGGCCUCUUCUGCGGAACCUGAGAAACGUCGGUGCCUAGUGGCCCUAUACGAUUACGAUCCUUUUUGCUCUGGUGUCCGUGGAUGGCCGCCUCACGAUCAACUGACGCUGAAGAAGGGUGAUGUCAUGACGGCGUUGGAAGAUCAGGAUGCAAAUGGGUUUUACCGCGUUUUUCUGAACGGCCAAACAGGGUUUGUUCCUGGACAGAUGGUGGAAAACGAAUCUUCAUCUUUAUCGCGGCAACCUGUGAACAGACGAGCUCCAGAGCAAAUAUUAGGAAUGUUAAAUAAUUAUCCCAGACGAGGACAACCAGAAGCUUCUUCAACACAGAAUUCAGACUAUCCUACACCGCUACCAUCGAUGGGAAGCAUGAAGUCACUAACUCACUAUGGUAAUUCCAACGGCCUUCAAUCGUCAUUAACUCAUACGUGUCUUCCCGGCAGUCCAAACAAACUACCCAAUGUGGGAUUAACAAAAUUCAAGCCAUCACCGGACGUAGAUAUGCUUGGUGUCAUGACUUCUGUGACACAGUCCUCCCAACAAUUAGUUCCGCUGUCCUCUCAAGAACCAGACAAAAUAUCGACACCACCCGCAACCCCCAAACAGAUUGCUCCUGUCGUGUCAACCAAGUCACUGUCUAAAAAAGUUCGCCCUAGUGCUCCAAGCAACUUUCGAUGUAUACGACCGGUGAACCACGAUGCUAUGUUGGUGGGAUGGACUCUACCGGAAAUGGACGAGUUUGGUAGAAGCAGCGGUCUCUCUGUGAAGGGAUAUAAGAUUUAUGCGAAUGACGACGUGAGGCUAGACGUUCGUAGCCCCUACAUGGCGAAGGCUUUGGUCGAGGGUCUUGAACUUGGUCUGCCGAUCAAAUUCAGUAUUAAGACUGUGGCUGAAAAUGGCACAUCUUCUGAAACUGUGUCAGCAGCAUUUAACGACACAAUCAAAGAAAGCUUGUUGGAUUCGCGUGAAGAAUACUUUGAGGAUUUGGAAAAUGAGCAGCAAUACAGAACGUUUGUGGCUCUUUACGACUACGAUCCGUUUAAAAGUUCACCCAAUCAAAAUCCUGCUGCUGAAAUGAGCUUCAAAGAAGGGGACAUCUUGAAAGUGUUUAACACUUUCAGAAAGGACGGCUAUUUUGUAGGAAAGCUGAAAAACAGAAAAGGGCUGAUCCCAUCCAACUUUAUAGAGGAAGUAGCUGUGGCCUCACCUCUGCGACUGGCCGCUGCUAAGAGACGAAAAGCAGCUCCUCCCAGUCCCACAAUCAGGCCUCAAUCAGGACACAUCAGUUCAGUUGAAAGUAUCGGUUCACCAACUGUCGGAGCAAAGAAUCCUGUGCUAAUGAAUAGAAAGAUGAUGGUGGCCCUCUAUGAUUACAACCCAGAGGUGCAAUCACCGCAAGAUAACCCAGAUUCAGAACUCCCGUUGAAGAAGGGGCAAAUAUUUACUGUUUUUGGUGACAUGCGCGCUGAUGGCUUUUAUCAAGCUGAAGUGAAUGGAGAGCUUGGACUCGUACCUGGAAGCUUUCUCGACGAAUACACCACUGGGGGAAUCGUUAGUGGUCUCCAGUCUGGAAUGCUCGAUCCAGUUGAAUGAUCAAGUAAUGGGCUCCUGACGAAGCUCAUCAUAAAGCUCUACAUGUUACUAGAUUCCCGUGUGGAAUUUUUUUAUGCAUUCGCAUACUUUGAUUGUAUUUUGUAGCACCCGCCUAUGCUGCAUCAAUUACUUUUAUAAUCUUCCGUUUUGGAUUUUUUAAUUUCACCUUUUUAUUCUCAUUUUUUGUUAAUUGUGAUAAAGAAAUUUUGAGUAUAGAUUUCUUAAUGUUAAAAGCAAAUAAUUUUGAGGAAAUCAGUCUAGUUUGCUGGCAAGCUAUAUUUUACAGCUGGAGUAGUUGAAUAGUAGAAAAUAGUACCAAAUAAUUGAUACAGUGCAAGAUUUUUUAAUUCCUGUACAGACUUGUAGAUAUCAGACCUCAAAGGUGUAACAGAUGUGACUUACACUGAAAGUGUUUAUGAAGGUAUAACAUUGAGAAAAGGAAAUCUGUACAUUGCAACACACUCAUUAAACUAUUGUCUCUCUAUUUAAA
Molecule: messenger RNA, 14297 nt
Organism: Pocillopora damicornis (cauliflower coral)
Lineage: Eukaryota; Metazoa; Cnidaria; Anthozoa; Scleractinia; Pocilloporidae
Biological process (GO): neuromuscular synaptic transmission
Molecular function (GO): kinase binding; microtubule binding
Source: RefSeq, a predicted model, not a curated record